UAUGCUUCUGUGUCUCUCUCUCUCCCCUUCUCUCCGUAAAACCGAGGAGAGAGAAAACCGAAGCAGCAGGAGACAAGAAGCUAAAGCUUUUCUCCCCUUUUCUCUCUAAAUUUUCCCAGAAAGCAAAAUUACAAAACUACGCAAAGAAGGGAAAUUUAGAGAGAUAUGGGGAAGAUAGACAACAAUGGGGAAGAGGGUGUAAAGGGAUCUAUCAGUAAAUUCCCAUUGAACUUUUGGGAGGUCACGGUGGCUUCCACGGUGGUGCUGGGUUUUCUGUUCGGCCUUCUGGGUGUUUACCUAACCAUGCCCGCAUCCGAUUACAGCUUUCUCAAGCUCCCCCGGACCCUCCAUGACCUUCAAAUCCUCAGAGAUCACCUUGAGGACUACACAAGUGACUACACAGCUCAGGUUUUGUUAGGGUACUGUAUGGUUUAUAUAUUCAUGCAGACAUUCAUGAUUCCUGGAACUGUGUUCAUGUCGUUGCUUGCUGGUUCCCUUUUCGGAGUCUUCAAAGGUGUAGCUUUGGUGGUGUUCAAUGCCACUGCUGGUGCUUCUUCUUGCUAUUUCUUGUCAAAGGUGAUAGGGAGGCCCCUUGCCACUUCUCUUUGGCCCGACAAGCUCCUGUUUUUCCAAAACCAGGUGGCUAAAAGAAGACAGGGGUUGCUGAACUACAUGUUGUUUCUCCGAUUAACUCCAACCUUGCCAAACACAUUUAUUAAUGUUGCUUCACCAAUAGUCGAUGUGCCUUAUCAUAUUUUCUUCCUGGCAACCUCAAUUGGUCUGAUACCUGCUGCUUAUGUCACUGUCAGGGCUGGACUAGCUCUUGGAGAAUUGCGAUCUCUUGGGGAUCUCUAUGACUUCAACUCAAUAGCCACCUUGUUCUUCAUCGGAGUUGUCUCAGUUACGCCCACAUUAGUGAGCAAGAACAAAUCAUAGCAUUUCACUAGCUCAACUUUGCUUGGGGUACGUUGGGCCCCUGUUGUGCUUGCAGCCAUUCGCGUAUCACCUCUAUACAUUUUAGCAUCAAAUAAUUGCGCACCAGAAAGCUCUGUUCAUUCUGGAAAUUACUUUCUUGAUGAAAGCUUCACUGAAGAAUGUGGGAAGGUGUCUCCUUGGGUGUUGGGUUUCGGGGGUUAAUGUGUAUGUAUGUAAACUUCAAUUUCAGUUUCAUAGAGUAUGUGUAUCAGUAUCGUUGGUGACAGAAUGUAAAGGCAGUUUCUAGUAAAGUUCUAAGCUUUUUACGUUUCUAGUGUUA
Molecule: messenger RNA, 1255 nt
Organism: Rosa chinensis
Lineage: Eukaryota; Viridiplantae; Streptophyta; Magnoliopsida; Rosales; Rosaceae
Exons: 4
Coding region: 166-936 (256 amino acids)
Source: RefSeq, a predicted model, not a curated record